AUGCUCCUGUCCCUGGCGCUCCUGCUGGCUGCCCUUGCCCUGGGGACCGGGGCCCCCCUGCCAAACGGGCACAACCGCAGCAAACUCCUCCUGGUCUCCUUCGAUGGCUUCCGGUGGAACUACGACCAUGACGUGGACACCCCGAACCUGGACGCCAUGGCGCAGGAGGGUGUGAAGGCGCGUUACAUGACGCCCGCCUUUGUCACCAUAACCAGCCCCUGCCACUUCACGCUGGUGACCGGCAAGUACAUCGAGAACCACGGGGUGAUCCACAACAUGUGGUUCAACACCACCUCUGGGAAGAAGGUGCCCUAUUACGGCACCCAGGGCAUCUCGGCGUGGUGGGAUAAUGGCAGCCUGCCCAUCUGGAUCACAGCACAGAGGCAGGGCUUGAGGACAGGCUCCCUCUUUUUCCCGGGGGGCAACGCGACGUACCAGGGGGAGCAGGUGAGCGUGAAGAAGGUGGAGUCGCUCGGGCACAAGUACGACAACGAAACCGAGUGGAGGCAGAACAUCGACACCGUCAUGAAGUGGUUCACGGAGGAAAACCUCGACUUCGUCACGCUCUACUUCGGGGAGCCCGACUCCACGGGCCACAAGCACGGCCCCGAGUCCCAGCAGCGCAAAGACAUGGUCAGCCAGGUGGACCGAACCGUCGGGUACCUACGGCAGCGCAUCCAGGAAAGCGGCCUGGAGCCGAGACUCAACCUCAUCAUCACCUCCGACCACGGCAUGGAGACGGUAAUAAAGCAGGACGAGAUAUACCUCCGGAAUGUGUCUAACUUCUCCUUCCAGGAUAUCCAGUUUGAGCUCUUAGACUAUGGCCCCAAUGGGCUGCUGGUGCCGAAAGAAGGAAAGCUGGAGCAGGUGUACCAGGUGCUGAAGGACGCGCACCCCCGGCUGCACGUCUUCAAGAAGGAGGAGUUCCCCAGGAGGCUGCGCUACGCCGACAACUCCAGGAUCACCCCCCUGCUGAUGUACAGUGACCCGGGAUACGUGAUCCACGGGAGAAUCAAAGUGCAGUUUAACAAAGGGGAGCACGGCUUCGACAACAAUGCCACGAACAUGAAAACCAUCUUCCGGGCGGUGGGACCGGCCUUCCAAGUGGGGCUGCAGACGGAGCCGUUCGAGAGCGUGAACGUCUACCCGCUCCUGUGCGAGCUGCUGGGCAUCACGCCGGAGCCGCACGACGGCUCCCUGCACGUCAUGAUGCCCAUGCUGAGAAAUGCCACAAGCACGGCCACCACCACUGCCAUUUCCAGUGCAGGCACGGCCACCACCACUGCCGUUUCCAGUGCAGGCACAGCCACCACCACUGCUGUUUCCAGUGCAGGCACGGCCACCACCACUGCCGUUUCCAGUGCAGGCACGGCCAACAGCACUGCCGUUUCCAUUGUAGGCACGGCCACCACCACUGCCUUCUCCCAUGUAACAACAGACAGGAAGGAUGAAGGCUUGCAAGGUGGGACACGAGCAAAGGGGCCGCUGCUUUGGGGUGGGAGCAUGCAGGGCCGCCUCAAGCUCCCAGACGAGGCGCGGGCUGCAAUCCCGGCAGCGGGCAGGCGAUGGCCCCCGAGCCGUGCCGAUGUCAGGCUCCAAGCCCUUGGGGAAAGCCGUGUGCAGCUGCAGGGUCAGGAGGCGAGAGCAGCUUAUAAUAAAGCCGUGUCCAGGAACAUUUCAUUGAAUGUUACACUUGUAGGUACAGUUGCCAUGGAAGCCAAAGUUACCUUGGGCUCUUCCCCUUCUGGCGAGCACACGGCAUUGUUUCCCGGAGGUAAUAAACCCCCCGGCGCCGCCGUGAUUUAUACGGCGAGGAACUCCCGGCACUCCCCGUGCUGUUCAGCGAUGAACAAAGUGCCACAGCCUUGCCCCCAUGCACACCAGGGCCCUAGACCCCACAGCUCCUGCCUUUCGGGGGUGGCGGCUGCCGGGGCUUUCACACCUGGCACACCUGGAUGUGGCUUUGGGGCAGGGCCCCACAACACAGAGCUUCAAAUCCUGGGGGAAAGCUGGAAAUUUGGAUUCAGCUCCAAAUCUGAGCUUCGCAGCGCGGGUCCACCUGUCUGAGCAGGGUGGUGGCACUCACGAGGCCCUGGCAGAGCUCAGAGGGUGCUGAGCCGGGACGCGCUGGUGCUUAGUCCAUAGAGCAGUGCCUACUUCCAGCAGCUAAGGAUGGGCGCGUCAGU
This is a messenger RNA of Alligator mississippiensis (American alligator), 2186 nucleotides long. RefSeq names its product ectonucleotide pyrophosphatase/phosphodiesterase 7 (gene ENPP7). NCBI's taxonomy places the organism in Eukaryota, Metazoa, Chordata, Crocodylia, Alligatoridae. The record is from RefSeq and is a predicted model, not a curated record. The coding region runs from base 1 to 2067 and encodes 688 amino acids. The transcript has 6 exons.